UUGGCCACGCUGGCCCUGGCGCUGCAAGCCCCGCUCGCCACGCAGCUGCUCUGGGACCGGCUGGGCGCCCGCAACGCCUCCCGCCCCGGCCCCGGCCCGGCAGGGGAGCCCCGCGGCGGCGGCUGCCCCAACCACACCGGCUCCGGCCAGCAGGUGCGUCCCGAGCUGGAGACGCUGGUGGCCCACUGGAACCUCUACCUGAACCUGGCUGGCUUCUUUGUGGGGCUCUUCUCAGUGACCCUCUUCGGCCCCUGGAGCGACAGCGUGGGACGCCGGCCGGUGUUGAUCCUGCCCGCGCUGGGCAUGGCCCUGCAGGCCGCCGUCUACCUGGUGGUCAUGUACGCCGAGCUGCCCGUGGGGUACCUGGUGGUGGGCCGGGUGCUGAGCGGCCUAUCGGGCGACUACAACCUGAUCCUCGCCGGCUGCUUCGCCUAUGUGGCCGAUGUCAGCGACCGGACGGCCCGCACGUUCCGGGUGGCCAUCCUGGAGGCCUGCCUGGGCCUGGCGGGCAUGGUGGCCAGCGUGCUGGGUGGGCAGUGGCGCAAGGCGCAGGGCUAUGUGGCGCCCUUCUGGCUGGUCUUCGCGGCCAGCCUGGCCGCCGCCCUCUACGCGGCCUUCGUCCUGCAGGAGUCGGUGCUGCAGAGGCAGCCGCGGCGCCUCCUCACGCUGCGCCAUUACGCGACGGUGUAUCGGCUGUACGCCAGCCCUGCCCAGGGCAGGGCCUGGCACCGGCUGCUCCUCUACUCGCUGGCCUUCUUCGUGGUGGUGACGGUGCACUUUGGGGCCCGGGAGAUCCUGGUGCUGUACGAGCUCGGCCCUCCGCUCUGCUGGCCCCCGGAGCUGAUCGGCUACGGCUCGGCUGCCCACUACCUGACCUACCUGAGCAGCCUGGCAGGGCUACGGUUGCUGCAGAGGUGUCUGCCAGACGCCUGGGUGGCCCAGUUGGGCCUGCUCUCCAACACACUGGGGCUGGUGACCGUGGCCCUGGCCGGGACGACGGCCCUGAUGUUCACAGGUUAUGGGCUCCUGUUCCUCUCCAUGACGGUCACUCCCGUGAUCCGCUCCAAGCUCUCCAAAUCGGUUGGCGAGACCGAGCAAGGGGCCCUCUUUGCCGCUGUGGCCUGCGUGGAGGGGCUGUGCUCCCUAGUGGCCACGGGGGUCUUCAGCUCCCUCUUCCCGGCCUGCCUGUCCUUCAUGAAGGGCUUCCCCUUCCUCUUCGGAGCUGUUCUCCUCCUCAUUCCGGCUGCCAUCAUUGGGGGCAUAGAGGUCCACGAUGGCACCGCCAGAUACCGGCGUUUCGGUGAGGCUCCCGGGCCGCCGCAGGAGGCUGAGCCAUCGCCCCAAGACGAGUGA
Molecule: messenger RNA, 1353 nt
Organism: Protobothrops mucrosquamatus (brown spotted pit viper)
Lineage: Eukaryota; Metazoa; Chordata; Lepidosauria; Squamata; Viperidae
Gene: SLC46A1
Product: solute carrier family 46 member 1
Exons: 5
Biological process (GO): transmembrane transport
Cellular component (GO): plasma membrane
Molecular function (GO): transmembrane transporter activity
Source: RefSeq, a predicted model, not a curated record